GGAUUCGGAUUUCGGUUAAAGCGUGUAGGUUGCAAUCGAUUGCGUUCAUUGUGUUUGUGUUGACCUCCUUAUCCUCCAAUUCUUGUCGUCAGGGAGAAAGAAGAGAGGUUAUAGAUUUAGGAAAUGGUAAGAUCGUAAAGAUUUGGAUUAGAUUCAGAGGAGGAAAAGGGACAGGUGGUGGUGAUGAACGAGGAGGAGUCUCCUUUUUUUCUGUUGAAUUCUUGUGCUGUCGUCAAGGAAUCUUUUUGUGGGCUGUGAUACUGUUGCUGUUGUCUUCCGUCAUCGCACCUCCUCAUCCCUGAAACCCUUGCAAGAAGAUCGGUUCUAGGGUUUGUGAUAUCUCAUGGUGGUCUAUUACUGGAAGUGGCGGGGGAUAGAUAUUCCAGAUCCGUAGUGUAUGGAGCAGUUGUAGUGAGGGUACAUGGGGACAGCAUGCACUACAAAGGAUUUACAUCUACCAAGACAAGAAACAAUGUCAGACAACAUGCCUAUUGACUUGAGGGAGGAUGCAGGCAUUCCUGUGGCAAAUUCAGGUUAUGUCAAUGAGGCUACUGUGUCUCCAAAGAUGCAGAUGGAGAGCGAUAGUUGUGGUUGCGAGGAAGUGAAGGUCAAACGGUCGCUUCGGCGCCGAAGUGGGAUUUACUAUGGCGUAUUUGAUAUUAGCUCUGAAGAGGAAUCAGACUGCGAACAAUCUAUUAAGGAUCGGACUUUAAAACGUUCCCGACAAAAGAAUGAUGUAUCGAGGAGCACUAACAAGUCCAGAUAUGAAAGGCAGGAGCCUUCUAGAUGGAAUCCAAAAGAAGCACGUAGACCUGUCAUUGAUGAAGCUCCUGUGUUUUAUCCAACUGAGGAGGAUUUCAAAGAUACACUUGGAUACAUUGCUAGCAUAAGAGAGAAAGCAGAAAAAUAUGGUAUAUGUCGCAUUAUUCCACCUCACUCUUGGUCACCACCUUGUCCUCUAAAGGAAAAUAACUUUUGGGGAUGUACUAAGUUUACCACUCGUGUACAAGAAGUUGACAAGCUUCAGAAUAGAGAGCCAAUUAGAAAAAAGUUCAGGAAUCGUUGCCAUAAAAGAAGAAAGAGAAGAAAGCGCUUGAGAUUUGGGAUGACUCGAAGGCGGAAUGCCUCUGCUGUUUCUGAAACAAAUGAAUCUGUUGGCUCAGACACAGAUGAGAAGUUUGGUUUUCAGUCUGGAUCAGACUUUACACUUGAGACAUUCAAGAAAUAUGCUGAUGAGUUCAAAAAACAAUAUUUUGGAGUGAAGGGUACUAAUGGAAGCAUAGAGCAUCAAGACGACAACCAUGAGAAGAAGUGGCAACCCUCCCCGGAGGAUAUUGAAGGAGAAUAUUGGCGGAUAGUUGAGGAUCCAACUGAUGAGAUUGAGGUGCAUUAUGGUGCUGAUCUGGAUACUGCAAUGUUUGGUAGCGGGUUCCCUAAAGCUUCCUUGGGAAACAAGGCCGAAUUGGAUCCUUAUGUGAAUUCAGGCUGGAACUUAAAUAAUUUACCUCGGCUUCCUGGUUCAGUUCUUUCAUUUGAGCGUGAGGAUAUCUCUGGUGUGUUAGUGCCUUGGUUAUAUGUGGGAAUGUGCUUUUCUUCAUUUUGUUGGCAUGUGGAAGAUCACCAUCUUUAUUCUUUGAAUUACAUGCACUUUGGUGAUCCAAAAGUAUGGUAUGGGGUUCCAGGCAGUGAUGCAGUGAAGCUGGAGGAUGCCAUGCGAAAACACCUUCCCGAGUUGUUCGAAGAGCAACCAGAUUUGCUGCAUGAAUUGGUUACCCAAUUGUCUCCGUCUGUCCUGAAAUCUGAAGGAGUUCCUGUAUACCGUGCCAUUCAGAACUCUGGAGAAUUUGUUCUUACUUUUCCAAGAGCAUACCACUCUGGUUUCAACUGUGGCUUCAAUUGUGCUGAGGCAGUAAACGUUGCUCCGGUAAACUGGCUUCCACAUGGUCAAUGUGCUGUUGAGUUGUAUAGUGAACAACACCGCAAGACUUCCUUGUCCCAUGAUAAGUUACUGCUAGGUGUUGCAUGGGAAGCUGUUAAAGAGCAGUUGGAGCAAUCUCACCUGCAGGGUAACAAUCCAAGAUCCCUGACGUGGCAAAAUUUUUGUGGGAAUGAUGGAGUAUUAACUGAGGCCAUUAAGGCAAGAGUCAUUAUGGAACAUAAAAGAAGGGAGAAUGUUUCUAGUAUUUCAAAUGUGAGAAAGAUGGAUAAUAAUUUUGAUUUAUCGACUGAAAGAGAAUGCUUUUUGUGCUUCUAUGAUCUACAUCUUUCUGCAGCUGGUUGUGAAUGCUCUCCAAAUCGUUAUGCAUGUCUAUCCCAUGCAAAACUUAUAUGCUCGUGUGACCCUAGUAAAAUGAUUUUACUUGUUCGACAUAACUUGGAUGAGCUAAAUGCCCUUGUGCUGGCUCUGGGAGGGGAUCUGGGUGCAGUGAAGCUCUGCAAUUUAGAGGACAUUGGGUUGGCGUUACCUACACAGUCAAAAUUUCUGGAAGAACCAAAUGAUUCCUUGAGUAAAAGCAUCUCAGAACACGAGAGACCACUGAGUGAUGUAAAUGCUUUGAAUAUUGAUAAUGGAGUCCACAAUCAGGAGAUUGAUAACCAACUAUCCAGAGCUCUUUCUCUUGCAAAUAUAGAGCACAAGAGCCACAGUCUUUUUCAAGAACCAGAAAGAAUCCAUAAUAUCAACAAGCCAUCUGUAGGAAUGGUUAGUUUAAGUGACAAAGAAGGGAAUAGUGCACAUACAUACUCUGAUGCAGCACCUCUAGAUGUGAAAUCAGAUGUAGUGCUGCAUAAUGAUGUUGGAUGUCAGGUGUCAUCAUCAGGAAAAGAAAAUAUCCUCUUAUUCAGCAGUAAUGAGGAUGAAGGCCAUCAAUUUUGUCUCGAUCUGAAUGUAGAACAAAUAACAGGGGAGCCUAAGGUUGAAACUGAAGGGUGUCAUGUUGAGUGCACAGAACCAGUGAUAUGCACCAUUAAGGAAGAGCAGAUUUGGAACUCUGAUAUCUCUAGACAGGAGUGCUCCUCAAAUUUCAAGGUUAUGGGUGUAAAUGGUUGUGGCAUUGUCAGAAUCCAAAUGGAAUCUGAUAUCAUGAGAAAAAAUAAAAACAUAAUUGGAACAGGCUCUGAUUGUGGGUCUUCAAUGUCCCUCGGUCCUUGGGCUGACUUGGGUUCUUCCCAUGCUUCUUCCGAAAGAAAUUUAAAUCAAGCAUCAUGUUCAAGAGAUACUGAACUCCCACGUAAAUCUAGUCCUAGACUUUUUGGAGUUGACCUACAGCAUGAUCUGUAUAGUUCAUCACCUUCAGGCAGUCAACGAAGUCAAUCUAUGAGGGAUAAUUCAAACCAUUCUAAUGCUGUCAAUCAAAGCGAUCAUGACUUGGGGAUGAUUCAUCCAAUGCCUAAAUAUUGUGUUGAACCUCUUAACUUUGGAAAGGUGAUGCAUGGGAAGCAGUGGUGCAGUAGGCAAGCCAUCUUUCCAAAUGGAUUCAGAACCCGUGUCAAGUUCUUCAGUGUGCUCGAUCCGACAAAAUUAUGCAAUUAUGUUUCAGAAGUACUAGAUGCUGGACUUUUGGGACCUUUGUUCAAGGUGACAGUGGAAAAUAACCCAGAGAUGUCCUUCACGGCCUCGUCUGCUUUACAGUGUUGGGAAAUGAUUCGGGAAAGACUGAAUCAAGAGAUUGUUAGACAGCAUAAUCUUGGAAAGCAAGGCCUUCCUGAAUUACAAAGCCCAGAAUCCAUGGAUGGUCUUGAAAUGUUUGGGUUCUUAUCUACUUCAAUUAUUCGAGUUGUUGAAGCUCUCGAUCCUUACCAUCAGUGUCAAGAGUACUGGGAAUGUAAGUUCACUUCACCUUCUUCUUUCUCGAAGAGGAUGGAUGUGAAAGAUCUGCCUGCAGCAAUUCCGACGACUUUCGACGCUAAUGUUGGCACAGGUAGUUCCCAUCAGGAUAAGACAAAAUUAUUUGGAGUAAAUUUAUCAACUAAGAUGGAAGAGGAUGCAUCAUAUGACAACCCUGGUGAAUCAGUAGAAGAGGUUCAGAAUAUACUAGGAGGGUUCUUCAAGAAGGCAAGCCUCAAAGAAUUAAGGAUGAUGCAGAAAAUAUUCCGCAGCAAGUCAGGAAGCAGCACAUGGAGAACAGCAUACGGGGCCCUUUUAGAUGAGAUACAGAAGAAUGUGCAUAAAUAAGAGUAGAGAAGCAACUUAAGAUGAUUUUUCAGAUUUCUGUUACGUCUGCGAUAAAACUGCUGGAAUCUCUGGGAUCUAGAAGAGACAUUGCCAUCCGGCCACUAUUCUUUCCGGUAUGAAGUUUGACUUAUCAAAUCCCCCUUACGCCUCAUCAAAGUUUUGGCGGGAUCAUUCUUUUUUGAUUUCCAUAAAGAAUACGGUGGAUUCUUGCAUGGUUCGAUUUGCCUAGGCAGCUGGGCUAUGAUCUUAGGGAUUCUCUUCUUUUUCCUGGCCGUUGUGCAUGGAGCAGCCAAAUGUGAAUAAUUGCUCAUCGGACUGGGCCAUUGUACAAAAGAUAGUUGACUGAUUUAUAGAUCCAAGAAUUUUGAACAUAUGAAGAUGUGAUAAUGUUUCACCACGUGAAUCCAGCAUCGUGGAAAGCAAGUCAUUUGUGAAAUAUAUCAUAUGGUCCAUCAGUGGCGCAACCGUAGGCUGACGACUAAAUGUUCUGUAAUUAUUUAUAACAAUACACUACAUUUGUAUGCAUGCGUACGUUGAAGCAGAGCCCAAAUCUGAGGUGAGCUAAGCUUCAUGAACUAGGACUUUUAAAUAACUCGUUGCAUUUGCCACAUGAUUGUUCAUUUGGAUAAUGGUAAUUGUUUUAGGUGAUUCCUGUACUUCAAUCAUAUGCUGAUUUAAAUGAUAGAAUGAAGUA
This is a messenger RNA of Musa acuminata subsp. malaccensis (wild Malaysian banana), 4868 nucleotides long. RefSeq names its product lysine-specific demethylase JMJ14-like. NCBI's taxonomy places the organism in Eukaryota, Viridiplantae, Streptophyta, Magnoliopsida, Zingiberales, Musaceae. The record is from RefSeq and is a predicted model, not a curated record. Gene Ontology annotation, molecular function: histone H3K4me/H3K4me2/H3K4me3 demethylase activity. Gene Ontology annotation, cellular component: chromatin; nucleus. Gene Ontology annotation, biological process: chromatin remodeling; regulation of gene expression.